Messenger RNA from Zychaea mexicana, 372 nucleotides. RefSeq lists its product as uncharacterized. Lineage: Eukaryota; Fungi; Mucoromycota; Mucoromycetes; Mucorales; Lichtheimiaceae. The transcript is spliced from 3 exons. The coding region runs from base 1 to 372 and encodes 123 amino acids. The record is from RefSeq and is a predicted model, not a curated record.
AUGUUGCUGCUGUUGAUAUGUGCUCCAGCCGCAUUGAUUCAUAUAAUUGUUGCUGUGGUUCUUUUUGGUAAUAGGCGGGGGUCAAUCUCUACCUAUCGGUUUGGUAUCCCCGUCGUCUACAGACAAUGUGAAUUGCUCCGUUUUAUGCGGCCUCUACCCUUGCUGGACUCUAUGUGCUUCAACACCAAUGUAUUCUCUGAGCUUGUUUUUGCCAACAAUUGUUCGUGGGAUGGGAUACGCAAGGGAUCCAAUAAUUUUGGCGGACACACGAAACGCGCUGUUGCUAUCAGCUUUGGAUCUGCCGUAGGAAACGCGGGAGGCAUAAUAAGUGGUCAGAUUUAUGUCGACGACGAUGGUCCAUAUUAUACCUGA